This is a messenger RNA of Penicillium verhagenii, 1074 nucleotides long. RefSeq lists its product as uncharacterized. The coding region runs from base 1 to 1074 and encodes 357 amino acids. NCBI's taxonomy places the organism in Eukaryota, Fungi, Ascomycota, Eurotiomycetes, Eurotiales, Aspergillaceae. The record is from RefSeq and is a predicted model, not a curated record. The transcript is spliced from 2 exons.
AUGCUUGGCCUUAUAUUUACCCUCGGAUUAGCUCUGGUGGCCAACGCGAUUUCCGUACAACCCCAGCAUUCUGUUAGGGAAUACGAUUUCAAGCCCGAGACUGCCACAGAGUACUGGAAGCCGGAAAUUCCCAUUCUGUUCAACUUCAGCAGCUCGCAAUUCUCGAACAAACUGGGGGGCAAAUCUGCCACUAGCUCCUACUAUACCACCUCUUUCCUUACAGAUACCGAUCGCAAUCAACAUGUCAUCCUCUCUCACAUUUUGAUCACUGCCGACAAUACCACAUCUUUCAGUGCCUCAAGUCUCAAUUUGACUGAUCUCAGCUAUACAUCUUUCAUGGUCAACUCAAAUGAGACUGGCUUGCAAGCUGGUUCCCUCCUAAAUGUGACCACGGAUGGCAAUGGAUUCGAGAGUCUGACAGAGGAUAACGUGUCCCAAAUGCGCACCUACAGCAACGAUGAUAAACUUGCGUUUGACAUCACCUACAAUGCUACGACCAUGGCACUUGUGGACGCUGGCGCGGGCCUGUUCACAUUUGGUGAUGGGGUAUCUUACGAAUGGGGACUUCCUGGUUGUUACACAGCAGGGACUCUGACCGUCGGCGGCCAGGUGGUCACAAUAGAUCCCGAGAAUUCCUUCACUUGGUAUGAUCGGCAGUGGAAUGAUGGCCUCCCCUCAAAUGGAAACUGGACCUGGUUUGAGUUGCAUAUUCCUGCUACCGGUUACAAAAUGAGUAUUUGGGCCAUUAACGACGAAGAACCACAGCAGCGUUAUUGCUUUGCUACGAUUAGAACUGGAGAUGGGUCACAAAAUGUUGUCCCAAUCACAUUCAAUGCGGACUAUACUCGGCACUGGUAUUCUAAUGCCUCUGAUUACUCAUACCCGCUGGAUUGGACAUUGACUAUUGGAGACUACGGAAAUUUCAAAAUUUCUAGUAUCACCAACGAUCAAGAGAUUGUGGGUCCUACUUUUUCCACCUCUGGAUAUGAAGGCUUUAUUACCUUUGAUGGGACAUUUGAAGGGAAAGAGGUGGAGGGCUUUGGAGUGGUGGAGGUGUUUCAUGCUGUGCAGUAA